AUCCUGCGUGCGAGCAAGACACUGCGGCGAAGAGUGACUAUGCGUCCCGUUAGUUUUAGUAAACACUAGCAAUGCACGUGUCUGGAGGAGAGGCCAAGAUGUUUAUAGCUUCGGUACGAAUGUAUUUUGGAGAAGACUACUGUAACCGGACAUAAAGAAGCCCCGACAAGCUGACACAAGAAAUGUUGUGACAGUCGAGGUCCUCCCACUGAAUGAGCGCCAGGUAACACUGCGACACUCGAUCCGAGACUCGCGACUUUUGAACUUCACACCUGACAGACGCUGUACAAAUACUGUACCAGGUCUGCGCAGUUGCGACCUCAUACAAGUGUGUCACUGGCAGCGGUAGUUGACAGUUGUCAGCGAGGGGAAGGACUUGAGUGCACUAUUUACUCCACAGCGGAAGAAUACUCGCACGAGUGUUGUGUUCUCGUUCGCGUGACGCCGCCAACCGCCGUCAGUCCUAACGUUCACUAUGACCUGCCAGGCCAUACACCUUGCCGUCUUCUUCAUACUUUCAGUAUGGCGGGUGGAAUCAGCGACAACUCUGCGAGCGGAGGUGUCUGUAGGAGGUGUGAAGGGAAGCAUCACUUUCACUCAGACUACUCCAGGAACCAGCGUCACGGUGAUCUUUGCACUGAGCGGAAGAUCGUUGCCCAGCGGCCUCACGUGGGAACUACGCAACUUCCGAGUCAAUAUGGACGCCAGGCAGCCGUGCAGUGACAGCUCGCUGGGCCCCAGAGUUCUACCAACUGUCGCAGGAGUGGCAAUGAACUCUACGACAUCUGGUUUUGACUUGAGUGGCGCCAAAAGCAUCGAGGGUCUGUCUGUUGUGCUGCUGAACAGCUCCAGGCUGCCUGUGGCAUGCGCAACCGUUGAGAACACCGGAACUUACGUCACAGCCAGGGCCAUCUUCCGCAGCAAUGUCUUGGGUGUCGUCGUCUUUCGCCAGGUGGCAGGCGCAAUGCCGUCCGCAGCCGUGACCCGCGUGAUCUCUGACCUUUACUUCGACAACUCUGUGAUGGGCACCCAAAGCCUCGACUGGCGAAUUGUGGAGUCAAGCGGAGACUGCAGCACCGUUAGUCUUGCCGUUGGCAUGGUGACCAACUGCACCAGCAGUCACACCAGUUGUGCGGUAGGUGACCUGACCGGCAAACUCGGCCGAGUGACCGUAGGGACUGCUUCUUCCUCCACCCGCAUGUCAUUGCUGGAUCUCAAUCUACCCCUCUCUGGAUUCAACUCCGUGACCACAGGGACUAAAAGACUCGUCUUGUACAAGUCAGGCCAGACCACUCCUACAGCUUGCGCCGACAUCCGACUCUACCCACCCCGCACGGGCCGAGCGGAAUUCAGUGACGAUGGGGUUAAGGGGUUCGUGGUUCUGACUCAGGACUCGCCCUUUGACCCAGUCGUAGUAGUGGUGAACUUGACCAUCCCGAGUGCCACUGCAGGCGGGUAUCAUGUACACGAGUGGCCGGUACCCCAGCGGGUGGUGGCGAACCAGCAGGUGUGCAGCGCUGCAGCCGUGGCUGGACAUUUUAACCCUUUCGCUCGCGACUACAAGACCUCCCCGCCACCUGCCCCUGCUGCAGGGACAGAAGAUGAGUAUGAGGUAGGGGACCUCAGUGGCAAGUUUGGGAUGCUGUCUGGCCUGUCCGAGAAAAAAGCGACCUAUCGGGAUUGGAACCUACAACUGUUUGGGCCUCGCAGCGUCCUCGGGCGCUCUCUUGUGAUCCACAAGGACUUGCCCAACACUCCUCGCUGGGUAUGCACCAACAUCCGCCCCACUGUGACCUUGGUCUCCGCGCUGGCAACCUUCACCUUUCCAGUCAUAGGCCACGUGCUGUUCCAGCAGCCUGUUGGCGAGGAAGACGCGGAUACGUCUGUUUUCGUAGAGAUGGACUACGCGGACGGCAGCACCAACAUCACGGACGCCCACUCCUGGGCCAUACACGCCACCUUCCACUCGGAUGACCAGCUUCAUGGAAACCCGAGCAUGCGCUGCCUGUCCACCGGUGACGUCAUAAACCCGUAUACCGUGGCGACGAGCGGUUACGUCGAGCAAUGCACAACCGGAAAUCCGCUGCGGUGUAUGCUGGGGGACAUGGGCAGAAAACAUGGAAGGCUGUCGGUGCGGGCAACGGGGGGCGAGCGGAGCAGGGCCUUUUUUACGGAUGUUAACCUGCCCCUAAGUGGUGGCAAGUCCAUCGUCGGCAAGUCAGUGGUGCUGAUGGCGUCAUCUAGCGAUGUCGUGCGGUUGUCAUGCGCCAACAUUCUUCCUGUCAUGCCUCGCGUCGUCAGCGGCUUGAACGCGCAGGUGUUGAUGACCCAGAAUGUGGGCGUGAUUAGGGAGCCUACCUUCGUGUACCUGAACAUGACCUUACUCCCUCAGGGAGACUCGCGCCUUCAGGUCAGCCCCCUGCUUUUGUCUAAAACCUCGUGCCCAGCUGCUAACAGCGUUUUUAACCCUUUCGCAGUCGUAGCCCCUUCGAGCCCUUCGCCUACCCUUGACCAGUAUCCGGUGGGGGAUAUCUCGGGGAAGUUCGGAGUAGUCAGCCCUUCCUCCAGGUCUCGAGAGCUGAUGGACUCCUCGCUCGAUCUCUUCGGUCCCAGAAGCGUUGCGGGACGUGCUAUCACUUUGAUGUCAGGGUCGAACAUAAUAAACUGCAGUGAACUGAUGGACACCAUGCGGGUAGGCGGGAUGCAGAUGAAGGCCAAGGCCGUUUUUAACGGUGACGUCACUGGACAAAUCUCACUGAGCCAGUACCUAUAUCCUGACGGUACGAUGAGCGAUACGACCGUAAAGGUGGAGCUCAGGAUGACAAACGGCCUACAGACGAACGACCACAACUGGCACACACACGAAAAUCUGGUCUCUGGUGAUGGCAACGCAGACACUAAUCGCUGCAUGAGCACCGGUGGUCACUAUAACCCCUUCAGGGUCAAUGUCACGGCUAACUACCAAGAGUGCAGUGAGUUGAACCCCCUGCGUUGUGAACUGGGUGAUCAGUCCGGCAAACUGGGUACCUACAGCAUGAACAGCGGGAUAAAACUGGGGUCAGACACCUUCCUGCCGCUUGCUGGCCAAUACGGAGUGGUUGGUCGGUCCAUCGUGGUACACGCACCCAACAAGGGCGCCGCUCGGCUGGCCUGUGCUGACAUCUUUCCAGAUGAGACAUCAAAUUACAUCGACGUUUCCAUCACUUCACGUCCUCAGAUCAAUAGGACGACCAUCUCCAACACAUAUGCAGAUGCUCUCAGCACAGGGCGCUACAAUAUCGCCGUGGACAUCAACCAAAUUGUACCCAAUGUCUGCACCACGAUCCGGGUAUUUUUCCUGGGCUUAAAGGGCGCAGAGAACAUGCGCUCAUUUCAGCUAAUGUUGCGAAAUAAAAACAUGGGCCCCUACACUCCCACAAUGGUUUGCAAUGACGUCAGUUCUAACGCCCCUCCCGCCAGCAGCGCCUCCACACCAGCUUUGGAUCUGAUGUUGCUGGGUUCACUGAUAGUAUUAGUCGUGAAAAGUCGUCUGAUGGGACUUAUCUAGGCGAAAGUAUUAUAUUGGUAUUUUCCUGACCGCAUCAAUCAACAAUAUGUUUAAAGUCAUUGCCACUACAUCUGCUGUCCUUCUUGGUCCAGACUGCGGUUGUCCUGUGAAUCCGGGGACUGAUCAUGCACAGACAGUGGACAGUUCCAGGAUUUUUCAUGUUUUGUGAUAUUUACAGUCGUUAUCGCUGGUUCCGAGAAAAGAUGCUUUUUUUAUUUGAAUGCUCCAAAAUGACUUAAAAAUGAAAAAGACAAGUUUUUUUCAAUUUAUAGUUAUUUCUCCAUCGUUCACUUUUUCACUUUUCAUUCAUUCAUUUGUACAACUUUGCUGUACAAAAGCUUGCUUGAAGAAAGCCUCUUGCAACCGGAUGACGAAAUGAACAAAAUGGCUACAAUGAAUGACUCCUGACUUCGUAACAACUAUGCUCUCCUAAUACAUAUCAACUGUCUGUCACUUCAGAGGACUGGGUAAAAAAUAAAAUAUUAAUAAAUGAAGCACCCUCUUGCUGGAAGAAACGUAGAAAUUAAUCUGUUGGGGUUGCACACAAUGGAAGUCUACCUACUUGCCUCGCCAUUUCCUUCCCUCCUCCCAUCUGCAUGUAGAUAAUAUUUUGACAAACGUCGAUGUCAAUAUUUUUAAGAAGCACUCACUUACUUGACAAUAAACAUCUACACGCAGACUGA
Molecule: messenger RNA, 4230 nt
Organism: Pomacea canaliculata
Lineage: Eukaryota; Metazoa; Mollusca; Gastropoda; Architaenioglossa; Ampullariidae
Exons: 13
Coding region: 476-3547 (1023 amino acids)
Biological process (GO): superoxide metabolic process
Molecular function (GO): metal ion binding
Source: RefSeq, a predicted model, not a curated record